This is a messenger RNA of Leopardus geoffroyi (Geoffroy's cat), 1837 nucleotides long. It is a transcript of the gene RPP25, whose product is annotated as ribonuclease P and MRP subunit p25. The transcript has a single exon. Gene Ontology annotation, biological process: tRNA 5'-leader removal. NCBI's taxonomy places the organism in Eukaryota, Metazoa, Chordata, Mammalia, Carnivora, Felidae. The record is from RefSeq and is a predicted model, not a curated record. Gene Ontology annotation, molecular function: RNA binding. Gene Ontology annotation, cellular component: ribonuclease MRP complex. Bases 504 to 1145 code for a protein of 213 amino acids.
CAGUUGGAACGCGCAAGGACUCGGGGACCGGCUUGAAGCGGCUUUUGCAUCGCAAACGCAGUUUUUAUUUAGGUUGUCCGUUUAUGAGGGUUGGCUUAGGGAGGGCACUGGCGAUUAUGGGGGAACUUCCUCUGGCAAGUCACCCCCUGGCGCUGCCAUUACAGCUACCGGUGCGCACCGCUCCCACGCCCCAGUGUCUGGACUCGACUGGAUCCUGGAGGCGGGAGAGGCUAGGACGCGGGCGGGCCGAGCCGAGUUAGAGGCGGGGCCUGGCGGCAGGGGCGGGGGCUUCCAGGCUCCCAGGCGGGGCCUCAGCUAAAGGCGCGGAGCACCGCGCGCCUAGAGCGCGGCGUAGAGCAGCGCCCACUGGAGAGAAGUCGGAGGCGAGGAUCGCGCCGUCCCACCCCGCCCAACAGCGUCCACGCCGCUCCCGCACCCUUACCCCUGCCGGCCCCUGCCGGACGCGACCGGCGGCCAUGCAUCCCCGGGGCUGAGGCGGCCCCAUGGCGAAGCCCGCGUCCCCGCGGUCCGGGCAACGACGGCGCAUGGAGAACUUCCGUAAGGUGCGCUCGGAGGAGGCGCCGGUGGGGGGCGGGGCCGAGGGGGGCGGCGCGGGCCCCGGCCCUUUCGCGGACCUGGCGCCGGGAGCCGUGCACAUGCGGGUCAAAGAGGGCAGCAAGAUCCGGAACCUGCUGGCUUUCGCCACCGCCAGCAUGGCGCAGCCAGCCACGCGCGCCAUCGUCUUCAGCGGCUGCGGUCGGGCCACCACCAAGACCGUCACGUGCGCAGAGAUCCUCAAGCGCCGCCUGGUGGGCCUGCAUCAGGUCACGCGGCUGCGCUACCGGAGCGUGCGCGAGGUGUGGCAGAGCCUCCCGCCGGGGCCCACACCGGGUCAGGAGCCUGGUGAGCCGGCCGCCAGUCUCAGUGUACUUAAGAACGUGCCCAGCCUCGCCAUCCUACUUUCCAAGGAUGCACUGGAUCCCUGCCAACCCGGCUAUCAGCCCCCGAACUCCCAUCCUGCACCCUCGUCCCAGCCAACUGCACCGACGUCCAAGAGGAGCCUAGGAGAACCCGCAGCUGGAGAAGGCUCUGCGAAGCGGUCACAACCUGAGCCAAGUGCUACGGAAGAGGACCAGACGGCCUGAGAACUCGUGGGUCUGGGCCACCUACACUGGCUGGGUCUCACCCGCAGCGCCUCGACCUUGAGACAUAUCUCCAGACUUUUACGCCUCGGUGCUCUGGACACAGCUCCUCAGACUGUCAGCGUGGAGCACAAGGCAACAAGAGAGGGACCCUAGGGAAGCUUCGUGGGUGGUUGCUUCUCUACUUGUGUUGCCUGAAGACGCAGAACUCCCACCUUCAGCUUUUCUGAGCCAUACUAGGACCUUCUUGGAGGGGGGGGCGAAGGUGGGUGGUGGUGGGCAGUGGAACUCUUGAGCCUUGCUCAAGACCCCCAAGGGUUAAAGGCAUCCAGUAUUCAUGCGGGGGCUGGAGUGUGGAAGCCCGGGAAAGCUCUUGGAAUCAUCUUUAUUGGUGGCUAAGGGCCAAGGGUGAGAAGGCAACUGCUGGAGGGCAGGGGAGUCUGAGUUGGGGGGGAGUGUAUUCUGCACGUCCCCUGGGACACCACUCCCUUCUAGUUUUCCUUACCCUGCUCUUAAGGAGCAUCCUGAGAUCAUACUGCAGGAGUGCCUCCAUGGAUGGACUCUAGCUCUUUUAACACCCCCCCCCCCCCACCUCCCCACUGGCCCAGAGGGAGAGACCCAGCACAGAAGUCUAUGCCUACUCCCUGAAUCUCACAGCUGGAGUCCUGCUUCCAAUAAAACAAAAACAAAAAAUG